AAAAGUAACAGUUAAAACAGGAGCGACAUCAGUGUUCCAGCAACAUAGUUCUCUGAACUACUCACACCACAAUCAUGAACAUGGGCAAGAUCAUCUUCUACGAGGAGAGGAACUUCCAGGGUCGCUCCUAUGAGUGCAUGAGCGACUGCUCUGACAUGUCCUCCUACCUGAGCAGGUGCCACUCCUGCAGGGUGGAGAGCGGCUGCUUCAUGGUCUACGACCGCCCCAACUACAUGGGAAACCAGUACUUCAUGAGGAGGGGCGAGUACACAGACUACAUGAGCAUGAUGGGAAUGAGAGAAAGAAUCAGGUCAUGCCGUAUGAUCCCCAUGCACAGAGGCCAGUUCAGGAUGAGGAUCUACGAGAGGGAGAACUUAGGUGGUCAGAUGCAUGAGCUGAUGGACGACUGCGACAACAUCAUGGACCGUUAACGUAUGAACGACUGCAUGUCCUGAAACGUGAUGGACGGACACUGGCUGAUGUACGAGCAGCCCCACUACAGAGGCAGGAUGAUGUACCUGAGGCCCGGAGAGUACAGGAGCUUCAGGGACAUGGGCAUGAGCGGCAUGAGGUUCAUGAGCAUGAGGCGUAUCAUGGACAUGUAAAAACUACUGUGUAGAAUAUGUCUAAAUAAUAAAACUUUUUUGACAAAAUA
Molecule: messenger RNA, 655 nt
Organism: Epinephelus lanceolatus (giant grouper)
Lineage: Eukaryota; Metazoa; Chordata; Actinopteri; Perciformes; Serranidae
Product: gamma-crystallin M3-like
Biological process (GO): lens development in camera-type eye; visual perception
Molecular function (GO): structural constituent of eye lens
Source: RefSeq, a predicted model, not a curated record